This is a messenger RNA of Cuscuta campestris, 616 nucleotides long. The record is from the annotation of a GenBank genome assembly. NCBI's taxonomy places the organism in Eukaryota, Viridiplantae, Streptophyta, Magnoliopsida, Solanales, Convolvulaceae.
ACUAUAUGUUUGGGAAGAGGAUCCAAGUUUUUGGAGUUGAGUAAGACGAAUAAGAAGAAUAGAAGAAAGGGAAGAGAGGAUGGUCCUGCUCUUGGGACUUAUUGUGGAGGUUCAAUUCCAUUUUCUGAAAAUAUGAAUCGAUUGGCUAAGGAGAAAGGGGCGCCUGUGCCGUUGGAUGAGGUUAUCAUCCACACAAAGACAAAGAAGCACAACGACAAGACUUGGGUGGAUUCGGGACAUGCUGAGCUACAGGCCCAAUUCUUCGAACUCCGCGAGGAGGCUAGACAGAAUGGGCUUAAAGUCACCGACAAGGAAAUAUGGUACUCGCUAGUCGAGGGCCAUAACGCGAAGAACUGCAUUUGUGGAGUUGGUGACUACGAGGGGGAAAUGAGGAAGAUCAACCCGUCCUCCAAACCUCGCCGUUCCAGCACUAGUAGCAGUAGCACAGCGGAGAUAGCAGCACUUAAAGAGCAAAAUCAAAGGUUGCAGGAACAAAUUGAUAAUCUAACCUCGAGCUUGUCGCUCACGAUUUAGGAGGAGAUAAGGAAGUUAUAUGGUGGUAACCUUCCUACAUGAGGCAAUGAUGAUGGAACAAGAGGUGUAGGGUUGACACCUU